Penicillium canariense is the source of this 1071-nucleotide messenger RNA. RefSeq names its product low-affinity Zn(2+) transporter ZRT2 (gene zrfB). Gene Ontology annotation, cellular component: plasma membrane. The coding region runs from base 1 to 1071 and encodes 356 amino acids. Gene Ontology annotation, biological process: zinc ion import across plasma membrane. The transcript has a single exon. Gene Ontology annotation, molecular function: low-affinity zinc ion transmembrane transporter activity. Lineage: Eukaryota; Fungi; Ascomycota; Eurotiomycetes; Eurotiales; Aspergillaceae. The record is from RefSeq and is a predicted model, not a curated record.
AUGGAGGUGGAAUCUGUGGGCGCGCUUUUCAAGCGCGCGGCCGAUCCAUGCGAUUCCGGGAAUGAGUUUGACGGCCGCAUCGGCCUGCGCAUCUCCUCGAUAUUCGUUAUUAUGGCCGGAUCAAUGUUUGGAGCUCUUUUCCCUGUUUUUGCACGACAGUUUGGCGGGGAGCGUGGGGUCCCUGGAUGGGCGUUCUUCAUCGCGAAGUACUUCGGAUCUGGAGUUAUUGUCGCAACUGCCUUCAUUCACCUCCUCGCUCCGGCUGAAGAGGCCCUCACUAACCCUUGCUUGACCGGCCCUAUCACCGAAUACAGCUGGGUCGAAGGUAUCAUCCUGAUGACUAUUGUCGUCCUAUUCUUCGUCGAGCUGAUGGUCAUGCGAUUCUCACGCUUCGGAUCUGGCCACGCUCACGACGAGGAGGGGCAUGCCCAUUCGCACUCCCACAUCGACACGGCUGAGCCCAUGGUUGAGGUGAAUAGCAAAACUCAUCACCACAUGCCCGGUGAAGACCACCUGGGCCACUCCCGUGAACACCAUGACCUCGAUGACUCCGAGAAGGAUGUUGCAGCCGCCGAAGAUUAUGCCGCCCAGCUAACAUCCCUCUUCAUCCUGGAGUUCGGCAUCAUUUUCCACUCAGUGUUCAUUGGCCUCACGCUGGCUGUGUCCGGUUCCGAGUUCACCACUCUGUACAUCGUCCUGGUCUUUCACCAAACCUUCGAGGGUCUGGGUCUCGGCUCUCGACUUGCCCUUGUUCCCUGGCCCAAAUCCAAGCGGCUCACGCCCUAUUUUCUGGGCUUGGGCUUCGGUAUCUCCACCCCCAUAGCUAUUGCUAUCGGUCUAGGGGUUCGGAAUAGCUACCCGCCGAGUGGGCGUACCACGCUCAUGGUCAACGGCAUAUUCGACUCCAUCUCCGCUGGCAUUCUCAUUUACACGGCACUGGUGGAGCUAAUGGCGCACGAGUUCAUGUUCAGUAGCUCUAUGCGCAAGGCCCCGAUUCGUGAAGUGUUGGCCGCUUUCCUCCUGCUGUGCAUGGGAGCUGCCCUCAUGGCCUUGCUAGGCAAAUGGGCAUAG